CUCGGCCGCGUCGCGUUUUAGUCGCUGUAGCUACGCGCUAGGCAAGACAAGCAGUAUGGCGGAAGAAGAGAGUGAAUUUGAGUUAGAAGGUUUUAAAAAAGAAUUGAAGAGUUUAUUUGUCAGUAGUUCAAGUGAAGAAUACGGACUUCAAAGCAAGUUAUAUUGUGUACGGUUCUGUAAGUUGGUGGAGGUGUAUUCAGGACGAUGGCAGGUACCCUUGCCACAGCUGCGGGUGCUCCAGACUGCUCUAUGUUCCUUUGUCCAAGCCUCGGCCUGCUUCCCGUCUGACUGUGAACAUGUAUGCUACACACUGAGUAGCCUUGCCCUGAGUGCUUUUGAGCUCUUGCUGUUUUUGAACAGAAAUAAGAUCCUGCAGGAUCCCUUGAAAACAAUCCUUGAUUCGUUCCAGGAAUGUUUUUCCCAGCUGGAGAGACACCAGAACAUCCACCUGCUGCAGGUGGGACAGAUCAUCAGAGAGAAGGGACCGUGGACCAACCCCAUACUGCAGGCCAUCCUGAAGGACUCACAACUGCCCCGGGAUGAAGUGGACCGGUACCUAGGCUCAGAGGUGCCAGUGUUCUUUGAACUGCGUGUUCGUUACCUGCUGUCCAGUGAGAUGUUCACCGAGGCGGUGGUCUUGGCUAAGACCUGCUCUCAGCACCCCGUUGCCGGGCGACACCUGUUCUUCCGACAGGCCUACCUCACCUGCCUGUUGAAGGCAUCGCUCCCUCGCCAUAUGCACGAAGAGAUGUCUGACAUCGACGGUAAGGACGCUGUGGAUAUCGUGUGUAACACAGAGAGUGAGGAGAGCGACGAGACGCUCCUGGCCCUCUGCACAGCCUUCCUCUCUCAGCAGCUACACCGGGGAGACCUGUACUGCAUGUGGGAUUUGGUGUUCAUAUGGAGUCGACUCCGCCUGCGGGUCAACCCUUCCAAACAGGCCUUCCUGGAAGAGAGUCAUCGGUUGCUGCUGUCUGCCACCAACAUCAGAUCCAUAUUCUCUUUCAUUAGAGUGAUCCUUGCAGAGCUGGGAAAGGAUGGUCUCCAGUUCUGUGUGGAGCUCUGCACCCACGCCCUCCAGACGAACCCCUGCGACGCCGCCACCAUGUCCCUCAUCUACAAGACGGUAGCCUACCUCCUCCCCAACGACCUGGAGGUCUGCCGGGCCUGCGCCCUCCUCGUCUUCUUCCUGGAACGCACCGUGGAGGCCUACAAAACGGUGUUCCUCCUCUACACGCACCCCGACCAGGAGUACCACGUCGAAGCCGGUCCCAUCGGGAACCACAUCCGCUUUGAGAUCCUCCAGACCUUGAAGAGAGGUCUCUACUUCGAUCCAGAGUUCUGGAACCUUUUGAAUCUCCGGACCAACUGCCUGAAGCUGAUGAGCGAGAAGAAGGCGGCGUUGGCACGGAUGAUGAUGGAGGAUGAUGGGUGGGUGUCCAACUACUGCAGCACCGCCACCAAAGAGCCCUGUUGCAGCUGGAGCGCUGACCUGUCGGAGCGUGUGCAGCCUAAACAUGUAGAGACUAAACCAGCACAGAAACACGUUCAGAUUAAACCCUUUCACCAGGUAACAGCGCCCAAAAGGCGGUUCCAAAAAGAAGAGAAGAAUCACGUCUCGACGGCGCCGGUGGCAGCCAAACGUGUCAAAGCUCAAAGGUUGGAAAGAACCUCUGUUGUCGAGUCGCAGCAGCUGCCUGUUAAUCAUGUGACGCCGGCGAUGGCGAAAGCUAAGACUGAGAAGCUGGCUGAACCCCCUGUUGUCGAGGAACAACCUGUAAUAAAAAGAAGAGGGAGGAAGCCUGGGCCGAAGCCGGGACCGCGGUCAUCUGUCAAAACAACAGAGCCCUCAGCCGAGACCACCUCUGUCAGACGGUCCUUCAGACAACUGGACAUGGCGCAGGAGAACCUGGCCAGGCAAGUCGGUCACAGACCACAUAGGCACAUGACCAGACUCUCUGAGAAGAAACCUCCCAAACGGAGGGGUAGGAAACCCCGGUGGCUCCUGGAGGGUACGUUCCAGGCUGAGAACAGUGCUCCCCGGAAGGGUCGCCGCCCGGGGAGGAAACCUCCACAGCAGAAGACCCAGCAGACACCAGUGGACAAGACCAAUAAGACCUCUCGGUCUGGUGCCGCUGUCAAGGAAAGCACAACCAAACAAAAGAAUGCCGUGACCUCACAAAAUAAAAUGGCGGCCGCUCGUCUAACAGCUCCGAGGGAACAGGAAGUUAAUCGUCAGAAGGAGUUUCCUGCUACUAACCACCUACCAGCAGUAUCUCCUGCUCAUGACUCCAAGCUGGAGGUCUCCCUACCUGACAACGAAGUAUUUGGGUUCUUCCAUGAGGAUUAUCUCAGUAGGCAAGGACUGGUGACUCUAAACUGUGAUAAAUCUAAGGCACCAAUCCAGGCACAGUAUCGGGUGAAGGAUCGACUCGGAGAGGUGUUUCUCCUUUCCGCUCAGGACGCCAGUCUCUUCAUACAGCAGUUGCACAACUACGCCCAGACGCCUAAGGCGGAAGGUGUCACGUUGAAUGCUGAAACCUGUUUGUUGAAAGCGACAGAUGUCCGUCCCUCCCUAAACCAAAGUUGUCUGCCGGUGCCAUGUGACGCUUCGAGGGUAUUUUACCAGACGUCUGCAGUGGAAAUGGAAGUUGAGGUCACCUCACAAACUGUGACUGCGACUGACAUGACUUUCACACCACAAGGUGGCGCUAUCGAACACAUCGAAAGUCCCAAGAAUGAGGACGGAUUCUCUACCGAUGCUCAGCAAACAUGUAUUCCAUCUGUUCUCUCAGUGAAUGUAAUUGUUCCUAAUAACACAAGAAGAAGAACAAAUACAUAUGUAACUAAUGUUCCAAGAGAACCAACGGAAGUUACGAAUGUUCCAAAAAAGCGAACUGCUUCUGAAGUCGGGGAGAUUCUAGAAUCGUCCAGGAAGUCCGAAGUUACCGACAUUCUGAAAGAGGCUAUGGAUAUAGCAAACAUUGGUGUGGAUGAAGCAAUGGUGGGGGACGGUGACACUGGCAGCGUCCCUGGAAAGGAAACUCGGGAGCUUGUUGUUCUUACUCCUUUCUGCUGGCUGGCAAAUACCUCAAUGGAUGCGUUUGCUAGAGAGUUUGAAAAGUUUGCCAAGGGUCCGGAUUCCGAUGUUGUCGCAAAGCAGCAGUCGGUGACACCACAGACCACAGAUGGUGUCUCGCGCAAAACGUUGGAGACGACAUCGUCAACGGUGACACCACAGAUGGUGGACACAGAUGGUGUCCUCUCCAAGGUUUUGUGCGAGACACUGUCAACGUCUCCAAAAGUCAUCCCUACGGCCGUCACAGACCCAGUGGUCCUUGAGGACACUUCUAAAAUAACCAAAGUCACCCCACAGAACACUACAGACAUCCAGGAAAACAUGGACACUCGACACACCCAACAGGACAUUAAAGGUACCUCACAAAACACGGAGCCGGAGGAUAUCCCAACGGCCGCUGAGAGCUUCCCACGGCUCACUGAUGAGACCCGGCAGCUUGAGCACCCUCUGAAAGGCACUGUGGGUACUCCAGAGUUCCCUGUGGACUCGACACAGGACAAUGACACCCCUCAGUUCACUGAAGACCCCCCACAGAAUACACAGGACAUAAGACAACUCACAGAGGACACCCUGAAAGUCACUUUCACUGAGGUCACCCCACAGGCUACUGAGGACCGCACAAAAGCCACUGUGGAUACUCCAGAGGCUGUGGACACACUACCACAGAACAUAGAGGAGGACAGCCGGAAAGUUACUGUCGACAGCCAGGAAGUUACUGUCGACAGCCAGGAAGUUACUGUCGACAGCCAGGAAGUUACUGUCGACAGCCGGAAAGUUACUGUCGACAGCCGGAAAGUUACUGUCGACAGCCGGAAAGUUACUGUCGACAGCCGGAAAGUUACUGUCGACAGCCGGAAAGUUACUGUCGACAGCCGGAAAGUUACUGUCGACAGCCGGAAAGUUACUGUCGACAGCCGGGAAGUUACUGUCGACAGCCAGGAAGUUACUGUCGACACUGUAGACAGCCAGGAAGUCACUGUAGAUACCUCUGAGCACAUUGAGGACGCCCUACAAAUACUAAACACUGCAGACACCCUACAGCUCACAGUGGAUGCCCCAAUGGUCUCUGAAGAGCUUACCAAGGACACAUGUGGUGCCACACAGAACAAUGGGGACACGCCACAGCUCCAUGAGGACACACCGGUCACUGAGGACACCCUAAGAGUCCCUGAAGAGACGUCACAGGAACCCAAAGACACCUCAAAAGUCAGCAGAGAUACCCCGAUGGUCUCUGAGGACACCCUUAAAGUACAUGUGGAUACUCAAAAGGUCCCAGAGGACACCCCACAGAACAUACAAGUCAAUGAAGACACCUCAAUGGUUACUGAAGACACCCCACAGAACAUACAAGUCAAUGAAGACACCUCAAUGGUUACUGAAGACACCCCACAGGACACACAGUACAAUUCACUGGUCAACCCGAAAGUCACUGAAAGUGCUCACACUCCAAAGGUCACCCCAAGAGUCCGUGAAGACACGUCACAGGACUCCGAAGACCCCUCAAAAGUCACUGAAAACUCUCCACAGAAAACACAGGACACCCCAACUGUCUCUGGGGAUAUCAGACAAACUCCUGGAGAUGGCACCCUACAGGAAAAUGAGAACAGCCCACUGGCAUAUCGCUGUAGUCUCUGCAACAAAGUUUUCAAAGGCAAACGUGUUAUAGCCCACGCCAUGUACCACUUCCGCAGGGACCAAUGUAUGUUCUGCAGGAUGCUGUUCAAAAACGACCUGCUCGCUAUGAUGCAUCUGUCCCAGCACAUCGACAAGUUGAAAAAAGGAAACCUACCGCCUGAUAUUGAGGAGGUCCGUGAGAACUGUAAAGCUGGGAUGUCAGACACGCCUGGACGCUCAACGCAGAGGGGGAGACGGGGACGCAAGAGGAUCCCUGUGAACUCCACAGAGUCAACACCUCCGGAUUACAGGAAGCUACGGUCCACCAAUAGGAUCUCCUCUGUAAACUCCUCGGAGUCAACUCCACCGGAUCGCAGGAAGCUACGGUCUAACCCUAAUCUACUGUCGACCAAUAGGCUCUCAACUGACUCUCAACCUUCACCAGAUACUAAACUCGCAACAGAAGAGUCUGAAGGCAAGCAGUCGACACAGAGGGUCAAUGGGCAGAGGGGCAGAAGACGAGUUAAGGUUGAAGGAACUGAGGGUGAUGGUGAUACUCAGGCAGAGGAACAAGAAAAGAUCAGUAGGAGGCAAGAGGAGGAGCACUCGGCUCUGGAACAGAGGGAAGAACCCGUGGAGAUCUCGACUUCUCUGGCGAAGACAUCGACAGGUGAAAAAGGGGGAACCUGCUCCUCUCCUCUGACAAAGUUUUUGGAAGAAGAGGAGAAUCCCUGUUCCUCGGCAAAGACCAUGGAGGACAACACAGAAUCUCAGGCUGUAUCGGUAACACAGGACAGGCUUUCAGUUUCACCUCUAGAGACUUCAGUUCAGGGUAAGGAGACUCCCGGCAUCUGCCCUGUGGAGGGAUGCACAGAGAUAUUCACUGGAAAACGGCGUUCUCUCCUCGGACAUAUUCUGGACGAUCACCGCGGCGACGCCAAACCCUUAGAAACGACGUUCCUUCACGGGAAUGGCAAAUGCAAUAUUUGCAAGAAACCCGUUUUGACUUUGCAGCAUUACCAGCACCACAUUUUAUGGCACAAAGGAAUUCCCAGGCAUCCCUGUCUACAUGAUGGAUGUAAAGCCCGGUUCAGUGCAGCGACAGAAAUGAGGAACCACGCGAAGACCCAUCAGCCUCUCCUGGCAGUGUGCUGCUUCCCAGGUUGUCGGGAGCGCUUGGCUUGUCUUCCGGAGCUGAACCGCCACGAACAAGAACACUAUCGUCUUCCAAAGGAAGGGAAGGAUGAAUCGGUUUCCUCUACCCGUGUCACCAAUACCACCUCUGUUAACGUGAUUAAACCGUGUAAGACGAGGAGGAAUAAGCUUCAGAAGAUGCAGGGUGUUAAGAGACGAUGGCCUCUUAGAGAAAAGGAGGGAUCGGCAACUGACCUCACUACUACUGUAAAGGUAACCAGGAAGUAUGACUUGACCAAGACGUUAAAGAAAACACAGGUGGCAAAGCAACGGCAUGUUCAUAGAGACAAGGAUCCUCGUACUACUGACCCCUCUCCCGUCUCUCUAAAGGUAACAAAUACGUUGAGGAAAUUGCAGGUUAAGAGGAAACCGUGUGUCGGUAAGAAAAUGGACGCUCCAAACACUCCCGUCACCACGUCCAAUGAAAAAGCUGAGCGAGCGAGCAAGAAGUUAAAGAUGAUUCAUAAGGUAAAGAAAGCGUGGUCUCUAAAGAGACAGAACGUUAGCGAAGACAAUUAUACCCCAACUGGUCCAACCACCUCCACCACGAUUACCGCCACUGAAAAAGCUACCAAAAAGCUAAAAAUCAUAAACAAGUUGAAGAAAAUGCGAGUUAUUAAGAAACCGAACGUUAGCGAAGAAAAAGAUACCCAACUGGAUCCAGCCACUGACACAAACGUGACAGAAAAGUUACAGAAAACGCAACUUGUAAAGAAACAAAGAGUUAUCAAGGAGCCUGUUGGCAAAGAACCCAGGAAGACCUCCAAAAAACCUGUGACGUCAAAGACCUCUGGUCCAGAGAAACAUGUUAAUGAAGUCACAGAAGUGGUAGGAAGUAAAUCAAAGGAAGAAGGUGAUAAACCAUUGGUGGAACCAUCAGACUCAACAGCUAGCAGUGUCUGUGACCAGAAGAUGUUUAACGGACACUUAAAGGACCUCACUAAAGAAUCGCCAAAAUACCAGAGAAGUCUUAAAACAAGUACAGUUUCCAAAUCCAAGAAAUGUGACCCACGAAACCAUAAACCUGCUACUCCCAAACCCCCUACAAAUACUCCCAAACCCCCUACAAAUACCCCCAAACCCCCUACAAAUACCCCCAAACCCCCUACAAAUACCCCCAAAACCCCCAUCAAGGAGGAAGCGAAAAACUCAACUUUCUUUGGGAAGAUUAACAACAGGCCAUACAUCCGACCUCCACCCACGGCCUACCUAGACGAGAGGUACACCACCAUGCCAAAACGCAGGAAAGAGAUGUCCUGGACCCCUCGCUUCUCUCCGACGCGCCCGGACCUCGUGGUGGAGGCGUCGGGGACCACGGCGACACCGUCCGUCCGUAGGCAGCGCUGUGCCAAGUGUUUCUUGUCCUUCGACAGUGGAGAAGAGUUGCAGACGCACGUCUCGCUGAAGAAGUGCGCAACCCUUUUCGGCUUCGACUCAGACGAGGACAAUAGCUCGUGAAAGCCGAUCGACAAGAGGACAUGUUUGGAUGUGCUGCUAGGGAAGGGGGGGGGGGGGGGCUGUUGAACCCCCCUCCGAAACCUGCUAGGAGUGUUGAACCCCUUUCGACCCUGCUACCUUACUGAGGGACGACCAAGGUUUUACAUGACUCUAUAACAUGACUUGCUGGCUAGUCUGGGACAGCCAUGCCAGGCCUCCCCUUGUGACUGAGGCUGGCAAUCAGAGGCGGCUACAACAGGAGACACCUCUCCACCCUGCUACCCGUUUUAUUGAAGAGGAUUCUGGGAUGUGACUGAGGCUGGCAAUCUGAGGCGGCUACAACAGGAGACACCUCUCCACCCUGCUACCCGUUUUAUUGAAGAGGAUUCUGGGAUGUGGCUGAAGUUGGCAAUCUGAGGCGGCUCCAACAGGAGACACCUCUCCACCCUGCUACCCGUUUUAUUGAAGAGGAUUCUGGGAUGUGACUGAGGCUGGCAAUCAGAGGCGGCUACAACAGGAGACACCUCUCCAUCCUGCUACCCGUUUUAUUGAAGAGGAUUCUGGGAUGUGGCUGGCCCGGUUGGCUUACAGCAGAAGACUGAGAACAGUGAAAGGGUUGUGACCAUUCUUCCAUGUUCUGUCUCCCAUGGUCAUAGGAGUGACCUACGACCUUUGAACCCUGACCUCAAAUCCAAAGUUCAAGGGGUCUUUUGGGCUGACCGAUUUUUUUUCUCGAUUUGUCGACCAGGAAGCGUCUCUAAACUAGAGCCUGAAGGACUUAUGAGGCGGACACUAUGAGACCUGGCCGGAUAGUUAAUAUAUUCUUUGUUUUUAAUUUGUUUUUGACCUUAUUUACUUUGGACUGAAGAAGUGCCUGGAAUCCAACCUGCUACUUCCUGCUUCUCUUCUAUUGGUCAAUGGUCCAGGGGGUUUUUCCUCCCAAUUGGCAUCUUAUUCCCUCUAUAGUGCACUACCCUAUAUGAGCCCUGGUCAAAAGCAGUGUACUAUUAAAAGGGAAUAAUUUGGGCCACGGAGACUUAUUGCCGGGGGCCAAGGAAUGACUCUUGAAGAUGUGAGAACUGAUGUUAUGCAGGGAUGUUAACUAUACAAAAUGUUCAAAUAUUUAACACACACUAACAAAUUUUAUUUUAUAUCGCUCAUCUUUUUGCUAUUGCACUUGUCACUUAAACCCAAAACCCUCCCUAGUGAGUUUAACCAGUCAAACUGCCAAGAGGAAAGGGGCUCCAAAACCUCUUCUUUGGAUUAUAUAUCUACGACCCACAAUGCAACAACGUGUAUAUUUAGAUAUCGUGUUGUUAGACAACCGGUAACUGUCCAAAUAAAGGAAACCCUUGAGUAAAAUGAGGGGAUACAGAAGUUAGUAUAUAUGUGUGGGGUGCCAUUUUCUUGGUAUGGUCCAGGUCUACUUGUAGAAUCUAUGUCAAGGUGCAUUGAAGCUGUUCUGGCAGCUCGUGGUGACACCUAUUUAAGAAAUUGAUGUAGGUGUUUCCUUUAUUUUGGCAAUUACAUGUAUUUGAUCAAAUUUUAACCAGUUAUUAUGAUUUAUUUUUUUAUUUUUUUUACUAUGGAUCCUCUGUGACUAAAUUCUGUUCAUUGAGAGCAUGUUCCUGUGAUUGGAUACUUUUUUUUAUAACUCAAUAGUACUUUAUAUAUUUUUUGCGCCCAGUUACCCAAUCAAGGCAGGGCCCCGCCCAGUUACCCAAUCAAGGCAGGGCCCCGCCCAGUUACCCAAUCAAGGCAGGGCCCCGCCCAGUUACCCAUGUGGGAUGCCCCUGCCGCCUCCUUCUGUCCCCUGUCCGAUAAUUUGCAGAACGGCAGCAGGCUGUCUAAAACUCAUUGACAGCGGGCUCCUGAAUCCUCCUGUGGUUGGCGGUUGCAGUAAAUAAAUAUCUCUAUCUAAUAUAUAUUGUAUAUAAGUGUAUUGCCCCCCCCCCCCCCCCACAGGCCUGGGCCCAGGGGCUUCAGCCCCGGUAAGCCCCUGCAUUAAUCCGGCCCUGUAUGUGUAGGGAACAGGUUGCCAUUUGAGGACUAAACAACAACCUGUUUGAACAUAUUAGCCAUCAGGACUAAACAACAACAACCUGUUUGAACAUAUUAGCCAUCAGGACUAAACAACAACAACCUGUUUGACCAUAUUAGCCAUCAGGACUAAACAACAACAACAAUAACCUGUUUGACCAUAUUAGCCAUCAGGACUAAACAACAACAUCAACAACCUGUUUGACCAUAUUAGCCAUCAGGACUAAACAACAACAUCAACAACCUGUUUGACCAUAUUAGCCAUCAGGACUAAACAACAACAUCAACAACCUGUUUGACCAUAUUAGCCAUCAGGACUAAACAACAACAUCAACAACCUGUUUGACCAUAUUAGCCAUCAGGACUAAACAACAACAUCAACAACCUGUUUGACCAUAUUAGCCAUCAGGACUAAACAACAACAUCAACAACCUGUUUGACCAUAUUAGCCAUUAGGACUAAACAACAACAUCAACAACCUGUUUGACCAUAUUAGCCAUCAGGACUAAACAACAACAUCAACAACCUGUUUGACCAUAUUAGCCAUCAGGACUAAACAACAACAUCAAUAACCUGUUUGACCAUAUUAGCCAUCAGGACUAAACAACAACAUCAACAACCUGUUUGACCAUAUUAGCCAUCAGGACUAAACAACAACAUCAAUAACCUGUUUGACCAUAUUAGCCAUCAGGACUAAACAACAACAUCAACAACCUGUUUGACCAUAUUAGCCAUCAGGACUAAACAACAACAUCAAUAACCUGUUUGACCAUAUUAGCCAUCAGGACUAAACAACAACAAUGUAUGUGACUUUAAUCCAUAUUAUAGUUUAAUGCACAUUUUAAGUUUCAUUCUUUGUAUAUCUGUCUGGGAUGAGUUGACGCGAUGUCAGUCGGUCUCAACACAACCAGAACUACGCUGUCAGCUGUUGUUCAAUGUACGUCCCUGUCCCAAACGGUUCCUUGUGUACUACUUGGGACCAGGGGCCCCAUUUGGGUUAACUAUAAGGAAUAGACCAGGGGCCCCAUUUGGGUUAACUAUAAGGAAUAGGCCAUGGGCCCCAUUUGGGUUAACUAUAGGGAAUAGGCCAGGGGCCCCAUUUGGGUUAACUAUAAGGAAUAGGCCAGGGGCCCCAUUUGGGUUAACUAUAAGGAAUAGGCCAGGGGCCCCAUUUGGGUUAACUAUAAGGAAUAGACCAGGGGCCCCAUUUGGCUUAACUAUAAGGAAUAGACCAGGGGCCCAUUUGGGUUAACUAUAAGGAAUAGACCAGGGGCCCAUUUGGGUUAACUAUAAGGAAUAGGCCAGGGGCCCCAUUUGGGUUAACUAUAAGGAAUAGGCCAGGGGCCCCAUUUGGGUUAACUAUAAGGAAUAGGCCAGGGGCCCCAUUUGGGUUAACUAUAAGGAAUAGGCCAGGGUGCUACUUGGGACUCAUAUUUUAUAAAAAGAGGUUAGGAAUUUGUUACGUGUAUUAAUCUGACCCAUCUGUCCCCAACCAACAACGCUGCAUUCAGAAACCAGUGUAUUGAUAUUGUCUAUUGCUCAACACAUGGACGAGACUAAACGCUUCUAUGAGCUUCUGACAUCACUUCCUUUUUUUUUCUUCUUUUAAAAAAAAAGAGAAAUAACUAUUGUGAUGUCAGAAGCUCAUAGAAGCGUUUACAUUUUUUUUAUUUUUUUAUCUAUUGUGAUGUCAUUGAGGCGGCAGCCCACCGGGCGGUGACUGACUGUUCUACUGAACCCAACAGAACAGUGGCAGCAGGUGUAAUGUAUUAUUCACAUGGGGUUUUUCUAUUUGGCUCCUGUAAAUAUGUGACGAGUUCGAAUGGCUUAUUAUUUACUGGGUGUUUUGAAACGGGUUUAUAUAUCAUCAAGUUCUUGGUGUAAAAUAAUAAAAAAACACAUGUUAUUAAACUGGUA
Messenger RNA from Oncorhynchus kisutch (coho salmon), 11281 nucleotides. RefSeq lists its product as uncharacterized. Gene Ontology annotation, biological process: regulation of transcription by RNA polymerase II. Bases 56 to 7345 code for a protein of 2429 amino acids. Gene Ontology annotation, cellular component: nucleus. Lineage: Eukaryota; Metazoa; Chordata; Actinopteri; Salmoniformes; Salmonidae. Gene Ontology annotation, molecular function: DNA binding; DNA-binding transcription factor activity, RNA polymerase II-specific. The record is from RefSeq and is a predicted model, not a curated record. The transcript has 9 exons.